This is a messenger RNA of Hemicordylus capensis (graceful crag lizard), 3933 nucleotides long. RefSeq names its product high affinity immunoglobulin epsilon receptor subunit beta-like. The transcript is spliced from 7 exons. The record is from RefSeq and is a predicted model, not a curated record. Lineage: Eukaryota; Metazoa; Chordata; Lepidosauria; Squamata; Cordylidae. Bases 751 to 1560 code for a protein of 269 amino acids. Gene Ontology annotation, cellular component: membrane.
AGCCCAUCACUAGCAGGGAGAUGUUCUUCCUCUUAUGGCCACUCCCAGCCACUCCACCGCCCACCCUCACUUCCCACAGGGUUCUCUGGGGCCCACACACCGGACCACCAGCCUCCCCCAACCAAGAAGUCCGGCAGGCUCCUUCGCGUGCUGGAUCCUCCUCUCCCCUCCUUCUCCCUCCUGCGAAGUUUGCCUUUUUCCGUUAGAAAACAUCCCGGACUGACGCGCAGAGAGUCUUGGGGUGGGCUGCGCCGGCUGCCUCUUGGGCAGGGGGCGGCGGGCUGGGGGAGCCUCCGUUCAACCCUGCUCCGGCAUGCGUGGGGGGGGGGGAGCGGGGGCUCAGGCAAGGGCCAGCCAGGCGCUUGGGCUGGAACCCGGAGGAGGAGGAGGAGGACUGAGCGCCAGCCGGCCCCCGCCUCCCUCCCCACCCGCCUUGGGCAGCAGGCCGGGGGGCCUCUCCCGAGCGGCUGGGCAGAGGCGGCGCGCGCGGGGUCAGCCAAAGGCCAAGCGGCUUCUUCCGGGAACGGCUGCUCCGCCGGGGGGGAUUCCAGCCUCGCCUCCCCUCCCCGCCCCGCCCGCCGCAGCCGAGGAAAUUCCACUCGGAGGAAGCAGCUUCGGGUCCCAGACUCGCCGCAGCAGCAGCAGCAGCUUCAGCGUCUCCUCCGCCGGGCGGGCUGCUGCGCAGGAGGGUCCAGAGCGACCGAGGAGGAGAAGGCAGCGCGCGCCGCGGGACUCUCCAGAGAGGCCAAGAUGUCCACCAGCGCACUGGAAGAGAAGGGGGCUGAGGGGCCCAUGGAGAGGCCAGGUGGACACACCAGCAUCGACAUCACCAUCCUCCAGGAGUCCUCGCUCGCCUACCUGGCCAAGGCCGUGGGGCAGUGCUGGGCAGGGCGGCAGGCAGCAGCGGCGGCGGCUCCCAAGCCAGCCCCCCGGGCUCCAGCCUCCGCCGCCACCGUCUCCGUCGUCGGCAAAGGCUGCGGCAGCGGGGAGGAGAAAGCCCUCGGGGGGGCCCAGAUCCUGCUGGGAGUUGUGUGCAUCAGCCUUGGGGUGCUCGUCCAGCAGGAGAGGUUUUUCCAUGAACGCCUUUGGUCAGGAGCUCCCUUCUGGAUGGGGGGUCUGUUCAUCGCCUCCGGCACCUCGGCCGUGGUGAGCGGCAGACGCGGCAGCCGUUGGGUCUAUCCGGCCAUGGUCUUCCACCUGGCCAGCGUCGUGGCCUGCUGCGUGGCCCUGACGCAAGGCAUCGCUCGCAUCCCGAACCUGAGCAGCUCCUACAGCCUGAGGAAAGACCUCUGUGAGAGCCAGCAGCCCUGGGCCUCCACCCCCAGCUACGACUGGAGGGCGGCUCAGUGCCAGAGCACCUUAUGGAGCCUCCUGACAAUCGCCUUCGCCACUCGGAUUUUGCUGCUCAUCUUCUCGGUGGCCGCUCUCGGGAUCGCCUUCUCCUGCCUCCUCGUGCUGUGCUGCAGACUGAGGGCAAAGAAUAAGAACUACGCCAUCGUGGGGGAUCCGGAGGUGCCUCCGCCCUAUGAGGAUGCGGCCAGAACUGAGAACAUCGCCUGAGCAUGGCCCCGCUCCCCGGGGCCACAUCCUGCGUCCUGCUUGCUAAGUGCCUUUGCUUCUUUGCUGACUGGGCCACCCCGCGCGUGUGAGCCAAUGCCCACCGGCCUGUGCUUGCCUCCUCCGCGCCCUGGCUGGUCUGCCUGGAGCCUCCCGCCAAUAGAAGAGGCUGGCUGGGCGGGCUGGCCCCCUCCUCAGGGUGCCGUGGUGCACAUCCAUUCAUUAAAGUGUCUCUUCUGGAACUGGGUGCGGGUGCCUUGCGUGGUCCUUGCAAACCGGCUGGGAGCCCAGAGCAGCGCCGCAGAAAUGCAGAGUCACCACACACACAUAGGCACAGGCAGCAGCUGCAAGGGCGGAGGGGGGAGGAAUCGAUGGGGGGGCACGCUUUUCUCAGUUGCCCACAGCGCUGGGGAGUGGAAUUGCAGAGAGAACUCUCCACGUGGUCUGAUCACUUUGCCCAGGAGUGGCCAGCCUGAGACAGCCCAGCUGUUGUGGAACUCAGCUCCUAUCAGGCCCUGGUGCUGGCAAUUGCGACAGGGGGUGAUGGGAGUUGUAGUCCAACAGCAGUAGCCUCCGUUUGACAGCCCCUGGCUUAAACGGUGGAUGUUGGGUUUUGUGGCACUGCUCUGUUGCACCUCACUGUGCGCAUCCACAGCAGCCUGGAGGGGCUUUCCCCCGUCUCUGUCAUGAAUCUGUGACCACCACCCUCCAGCCUCCCAGCCUCUUGUCAGCCAGUCCAGGCAGCUCAGCUCCUUCGAGUUCAGAGCAGACGUCUGCAGCAGAGGGUGCGGGGGGGGGGAGGCAUUUCUGUGGCAGGGACGGGGGUGGGAGGCUGACGAGCUGCAGGCGUUGCCCUUGAGCAUGCGCAGAGAGAGGGGGUCCAGGUGUGGAGCCAGAGCUCAGUGGCAGAGGGGCCCCCCCUUAGGCCACGCAGGCUGAACCCCUCCCAUUGAAAAAGCUCUGCUGGGAGACGAUGAUGAGGGAGGCUCCUCUGCUUGGGACCUCUGAGCUGCUGCCAGGCCCAGCAGGCAGAUGUCUGGGGCCACACACAGUGCACGCGCUACACCGAUUCUGGAGGCACUUCACUGGCUGCAGUUCAAGGUGCUGGUUAUUGCCUUUUAAGGCCCCAAACUGCUUGCCCCCCACCCCAGGCACCAGAGGGACCUCUUGGUCCCAGCCAUGGUCCCACCCCCACCUCACCAGAUUGACUGGGGAGGGAAGGCUGCUCCGUGUGCUGACACCUGCUGAGGCCCAUUUGUGGAGCACACAUGACAGGGCCUUCUUGGUGGUUGCCCCCAGGCUGUGGAACUUGCUCACAGUUGAGAUCUGCUUGGCUCCCUCUCUCCUGGCCUUUAGGAGGAAUUGGGCUUUUGGCCAAUGAGUGUCCUGCAGCUCUCUCUUGAAUGCAGCCAUCCUUUGUUUUUGUCAGGUUUUUAAACUGAAAUUUUAUUGUUGUUGUUUUUAACUUGUUGGUAACCACUCUGAGGUUUUAGGACAAAGCGCAGUAUACAGGUAUAACACUAAAAUAAGUAUAUACAUAGAUGCAAGGUGGGAUUAGGCAGGUCAGGGGCCUGACAUGGUAGGAGGCAACUUCACAUCUUCACAGGCCCGUAUGGAUUCUGUCCAGAUGGACCCUGGCCAUUUUUUUGCCCCCACCCCACUCCAGGCUGCUGCUGAACUGGUCCGUACAGGGAGAAAAUGGCUGUGGGUGAUUUCUGCAAAGGCCCGGGUCUAAGGUCAUACUGGAGGCUUGCAUUUUUCUGUGUGUGUGUAUACACACACACACACACACACACACACACACACCCCAUAUGCAGUCACAUUUAUACCACAUAAAGGGCUUCUAUGCUUUUAAAUCAUGGAUUUGUGUAUUUCACUUCGGUUCAGGACUGUUUGAACUUCAUACAGGCCUGUAGCUGUUCUUUUGGAAAUGACUGUGCCCGUUUUGUGUUGAGAGGAUUCUCAGCAGAAGAGAGAAAGCUGGAGCUGGCUUUAGGUCAGAUCCAGGGUUGGGUACGUCGGGCAUUGGGACAUGCCGGCCAAUUCAUUACUAUAAGAUGGCUUGUGUUCUAAAGAACAUACCGCAAGAACACAGAAGGGGCUUUUUCGGCUGAGUGUUGGCCGUUCGCUAUAGUCUUUAAUUUCUUCUAUUAAUUUUUCCCUUCCUUUAAGCUUUAAACUCUAUAAGUUUGAGAUUUUUCUUUUGAUUUUCAUUGAAUCUCCUAUUUUGCAUUUUCUCUUUUGUGGUGCCAAGACUGAUUUGCUGGUUUACCUGGAGUGGUAAGAUAUCGAGCAGACUCUUUAAAAUGUUGAGAUGAUUAAGAAUAGCUCCUCUAGUUUGUUUUCUUUUGUAACUCAAAUAAAAGGUUAAUUUGA